AUGAUUCUGUGGCAUGGCUUUGGCGUGGUUGCCUCCACGAGGCAUAUUGGGAAUUGCUUGCUGCUCUCCGUGUCUCUCAUAGCGAUCCAUGCCAACACGAACCUUGAGUCUUCAACAGAUGGCCCCUACAUGUGGAAGGCAGGCCAGUGGGGACGGUGCGUGGGGGAGGACUGCGGCCCCGGGGGGGUGCAGAGCAGGACGGUGCGGUGCAUACACUCGGAGGGCUGGACCGCACACCCAUCCAGCUGCCCGCCGGCCCAGAUGCCCGAGCAGCAGCGCCGCUGUUUCCGGCCCUGCGACUGGCAGCAAGAGCUGUUUGAGUGGGAGGCAUCGGAGUGGGGCCCCUGCGCCCUGGCCCCUCGGGGUCCCUCCUCUGCGGGGGCGGGGCCCGGUACACGGCAGGCGGAGUGCGUGACGGCGCAACACGGUGUCCAGCAGCGUGAGGUUCGCUGCGUCCGCGCCUCCAACCGCAGCGCCGUGACGGAGCGCGUCUGCGAGUUCUUCUCCCGGAGGCCCGCCGAGGAGCAGGCCUGCCUCGUCCCCUGCCCCCGCCCCUGCGUCGUCUCCCAGUUCUCCUCCUGGUCCGGCUGCAGCAGGACCUGCGGCGCCGGCCUCCAGCACCGAACUCGGGCCGUCCUGGCCGGGCCCGUGUACGGCGGCGCCGGCUGCCCCAACCUCACUCAGACCAGGCCUUGCGAAAACCUGAGGUCCUGUCCCACCGGGGAGGGCGAGCACCACUACAGCCUUCGGGUGGGGCCCUGGAGCGAGUGCCGGCUGCCCCAUCACAAAGAUCUGUUUCUCAGCGGCCGCACCCUGCUGGACUUCAGCGCCGACACUGCGGCGAGGAAUUCCGUUAAGCGGCACGUCCAUACCGUCUACCACCACCGUCACCAUCAGCACCCCCACCACCUCCGCAAUUCCAAGGCCCUGGAUAUCGAGAUCGGCUACCAGACCAGGCAGGUCCGCUGCACGCGCAGCGAUGGCAAGAACGCGAUGCUGAGCCUUUGCACCCAAGACAGUGUCCCUGUUACAUUCCAGUCUUGUGUGAUGCCCAGAGACUGCGAGACAUCCCACUGGUCUCCGUGGAGCCCUUGUUCGAAGAGCUGCCGGGCAACGGAUCUGUCGCCGGGAUACCGGAUAAGGUCCCGGAGCCUGAAACAGAUCCCUGUUGGUGGGGGCAAGGAGUGCCCUGCCUUCGAGGAGAAAGAGGCAUGCAACAUCAUAGGAGACUUGCUUCCAAGUUGUCCCAGGUACUUGUGGAAGAGCACAGACUGGGGUGACUGUCAAGUACAGCCCCUCCUGAACCCCCAGGACCGGCGCCUCAGCAAUUUGAGUGCACUGUGUGGCGGGGGGAUCCAGACCCGAGAAACCUACUGCAUUCAGGUCCCGGGAGAUGCGAAAGAAGUGAGCAGACCGGUGAGCAGGAGGCUCUGCUUGGGAAACAGCCCCGCUGCCGUCCAGCCCUGCUCCAUCCCCUGCCCACAGGAGUGCUUGGUAUCCCUCUGGUCACCGUGGGGACCCUGCAUACAUGACAACUGCCUGGACCCACAGGGGAAGAGAGGGUUCAGGCAGAGGAGGCGGCUGGUUGUCCGGGAGCCGGAAGGCACCACCCAGGGAUGUCCACACCUCGUGGAGUCCAUGCCGUGCGAGGACCCGGUCUGCUUCCGGUGGAGCGUCUCCCCGGUGUCAGGGCAGAAGGAGGAGGAGCUGUGCGUUCCCACGGAUGGGCAGUGUGGCCCCGGGACUCGAGCCCAGGCUGUCCGCUGUGUCGAUGCCCAUGGAGGGACUGUGCCCAAUGAGAGGUGCCCCGAUGCCCCGCCCACCACGAUGCCCUGUGAGGUGCCCUGCCCUGGUGACUGUGUCGUCGGCUCUUGGGCCGCUUGGUCCCCCUGUUCCCACUCCUGCUCCGGCAAGAACUCGGAGGGCCGGCAGAGUCGCACGCUCGCCAUUCUGGCCCUGCCUGGACAAGGCGGGAAGCCGUGCCCGCCGGCCGCAGCCCUGGAGGAGUGGAGAUCGUGCAACACCCACCCGUGUAUCAUUUUCUACUGGGAGACCUCACCCUGGGGGCCCUGCAGCGAGGACCCUUCUGCGGGCGACCUUAACACCACCAGCAGCUUGGAGGGGACCCCCACCUGCGCGGCGGGCAUCCAAACACGCAAGGUGGCCUGCAUGAAGAUGAACGUGGGACAAGUGAUUCCGAAAAGGUGUCCGGACUCCUCGCGACCCGACACCGUCCGGCCUUGUCUGCUGCCCUGCAGAAAGGACUGCAUUGUGACACCGUUCAGCGAGUGGACGCCUUGCCCCUCCACCUGCCAGCCAGUCAAUGCCACUGUGGCCACCCAGUCGCGCUACAGAAUCAUCAUCCAGAGACCAUCCGAUGGAGGGCAGGAGUGUCCAGACACUCUCCACGAGGAAAGAGAGUGUGAAUCACUUCCGGUGUGCCCAACCUACAGGUGGAAAACACAUAAAUGGCAUCAGUGUACCUUAGUGCCUGAAUCUGUCAGGCAGGGACUGACUGGGAUGGGGGAGUCCUGCGGCCGGGGUCUGGAGAUCCGAGCUGUGACCUGUGUGGGUAACGAUGACGAGCCAGCCAACAUGACAGAGUGUCUGCAGUGGGCCGGAACCAUGCCCCUGCAGGUGAGGCCGUGUCAGGUACCCUGCAAAGAUGACUGCACCUUCAGCAACUGGUCCAAGUUCACCGACUGCUCAGGCUGCGGAGGCUGGAGGACCCGAAAGCGUACACUCACAGGCCGUAGCAAGAAGCUGCUGAAGUGCCAGAAGUCGGAGCUGUACCCGCUGGUGGAGGCAGAGCCCUGUACUUGUCUGGAGUUCCAGGCCGAGCCCCAGGGGAACUGGUCCUCCUGCGUGCUCCCGGAGACUCAUGGCUGGAGGGCCCAGCGAGAGGCCCGCGAGUGCGGCCAGGGUCUCCGGUACCGCGCCAUAGCCUGCACCGACCAGGACGGACGACUCGUGAACCCUGCCCUCUGUGGAGGCUCCGGUUACGUGGAGGAAGUCUGCCACAUUCCCUGCCCCCUGGACUGCAAGCUCAGUGAUUGGUCAACCUGGUCAGCCUGCAGCGCCCCCUGUGGCAGCGGGGUGAAGGUCAGGUCAAAGUGGCUGCGGGAGAAAGCCUUCAACGGGGGCCGUCCUUGCCCCAAGUUGGAUCUAAAGAAUCAGGCUCAGGUGUAUGAGGCAGUGCCAUGCUACAGCGAGUGCAAUGAGUUCACCUGGGCUCCAGAGCCCUGGUCCGCAUGUGCGGUCAACACAGUGGGUGACCCCCCAGCCUGUGGAGAGGGCGUGCAAACCCGCAAAGUGAGGUGUAUACAGAAAGACACUGGCAACAUCAUGGACGACGGUCCGUGUGACCCGGAGGAAGCACCCCCUAGUGCCCAGACUUGCUUUCUGCCCUGCCCAGAGGACUGUGUGAUGUCAGAGUGGAGCCAAUGGAGUGCUUGCACCGCACGGUGCGACCCGGACACGUCGAGGAAGCGGUUCCGACGGAUUCUACGCCUCUCCCGCACGGGCAGAGACUGUCCCGGACCCGGCCAGACCGAGAGCUGUGUGCUCAAUAGCACUUGCUUCAGUUACCGCUACAACCUCUCAGACUGGAGCACCUGCCUGUUGAGCGAGAGCGCCAUCUGUGGGCAAGGGGUGAGGAUGCGGCAGCUGGAUUGUGUGCGGAGCGACGGGAAGGUGGUGGACCUGAGUGUGUGCGAGGAGCUGGGAUUGCGGAAGCAGUGGAAACUCACCACGACCUGCGUGGUGGACUGUCCGGUCAACUGCCUGCUCUCCGAGUGGACGCCUUGGUCUGAGUGCUCCCUCACCUGUGGCCUCCAAGGUCAGAUGGUCCGAUCCCGGAGCGUGAUACAGCCGGCGCACGAGCAGGGGCGACCCUGCCCGUCUCAGCUGUCCCAGACCAAGCCGUGUCCCAUAAGGCCCUGCUACAGCUGGCUGCUCAGCGAGUGGUCCUCAUGUCGGACAGAGGGUGCGGACUGCGGGGAAGGGGUGCGAGAGAGGAACCUGACCUGCGUCGUGCAUGGGGGCGACUCCACGGACCUCUCAACGGCCACCGCUGUGGACCCCAACAAGUGCGAGGAGAAGCUGAGGAUCACAGGGGUGCAGGAGCUGCAGGUUCCCUGCUUGGUUCCCUGCCCAGGUGACUGCCACCUGACAGAGUGGGCACCAUGGAGCUCCUGUCAGCUGACCUGCUUGAACGGGAGGGGCUUCGAGGCCACGGGCCAGCAGGCACGCUCGCGAUCCGCCGUGCUGCAGGUGCUUGAGAACCAGGACAGCUGCCCACAGCAGGAGUUCGAGACGCGGCCCUGCAAAGAUGGUAAGUGCUACAGCUACGAGUGGCAGACCGGCAGCUGGAGGGCUAACGGGCGAUCGGUGUGGUGUCAGCGCUCAGAUGGGGUCAAUGUCACAGGAGGGUGUUUUCUGCAGGACCGGCCCACGACCGUGAGACACUGCCACCCGCCAUGCACUAAGCCUUUCUCCCACUGCACGCAGAGGGGUGUCUGCGGCUGCGAGGCGGGCUACACGGAGGUGAUGACAGCUCACGGCUUCCUGGACUACUGCACCAGGACCCCCGGGGCAGACAACAAGAAGGCCGACGUGAAGAUCAACACCGGGAGACUCCGGCCUGGAACCACCCAAGUCCAGAACUUCUUCCACGAGUGGUCGCUGAAACCCGUUGGACCAGAUGGCAGGAUAAAGCCCUGGGUGUAUGGAGUCACCGCCGGAGUAUUUGCCCUCAUCUUAUUCGUCAUCGGCCUCUCCUUCCUCAUGUGCAAAAGAGCGACGCAGAGUAAAAGUCCCUCCCCGCCACAGAAGCCCUUGACACUGGCCUACGAUGGAGACAUGGACAUGUGAGCAGCCUGCAGCCCCGAUGGCGCAGGGAGGAGUCCGCCACCACCAGAUGGCACUGGAAGCAAACAUAUGCAACAUUUCUUUACAAAAAAAACAAAUGAAGAAAAAAAAACUUUGAUAAAGUGAAAAAGGAAGUAAACGCAGCCUCCUGCGUGGUGCCAGCGAGAGAGAAGACCCCGUGACCUUUGGAUCUCUGCACCUGCGUUUUGGAGCGUUCUCCUAGAGUCACGCAGAGGUUUGAGCGUGAGGACUACAGGAGGACAGCUACAGGGGGUCAGCGGGGUGGCAUUACAUUCGCCUAAGCGACUUUUUAAAAGUUUUCCUAAAAAAAAAAUGAGAUCGAAAGUGACAAAGGCAAAAGUGGAAUUCCAGCGAACGACGAGAAAGGAAAGGGAUCCGCUAUGCACUACAUUAGUGCCUCCUCAAUCUUCCCCCUUUCAGAACAGACUACUUUUUUCUAGUGUCGACAAUGUGACGCCAGGAUCUUUUUUUUUGUCUUUUCCUUUUUGCCUGUGAAGCUGUGUUUUUCGACGAUGCCGCCGUCCGCGUGUAUCCUUGUUCCUCCCCGUUCUUCAAAAGUACCAAAAGCAGGCCGACCGGCAGCAUAUUAAGAAAAAAAAAGUCCGAAAUGUGGUACCGCCCAUCUGUCCCACACCGUCUCCCAUCACGUCACCUCGUUUACCGUAGUUCGACCCACACAUUCCCGCGAGUUUUCAGGUGAGUGCGGGAGAGCAGUGUGUCAUCGUGUCACAUAGAUCCACCUAUCAGAGAAGCACACUGCACCUCCUGAUGCUCCUUCACCAUGUUUUUCCUGUGUGUGCGAUACAGUACAUCACCCAGCAUCACAGCUCCUCUGUGACUGCACUCUUUCUUUCCUUCCUUCCUGCCUUCCUGUCCACUUCUCGGCGUCGUGGCCUGUGACACAACGCUCCACCUGCAUUUGCAAACCGUGAUUGUAACAGAACCCCAGCGGCACGUGUGAGCGUUUUUUCCGGGAUCUUGUUCAUUUGCCCGGGGGGCACAGUGGCUCGGGAUGUGCUGACCAUGGAAAUGCAGCAGAACGUGGAGCUUUGAGGAAACACCUUCUGUUCUAGGAAACUGCCAACAAAGAAGCGACUCUCCUGUGUCACGGGCCCCAGAACUGUAGACAUACCUCAGGCAGCGUACUGUAUUAGCUUUACGUUUAUGUGGCUCAUUCGUUUGUUUGUUUGUUUAUUUAUUUGAAAAUGGUACAAGGGAAACUUUGUGGUUUUUGGUUUCUUGGUACAACAAGGUAAAACUGUUGUGUAAAUUGGUAUGCUGUGUGUGUGUGUGUGUGUGUGUGUGUGUGUGUGUGUGUGUGUACGUUUGCUUAGUCGCCCAUCCUCCAAGAAGUGGCCUUGCAACAACUUUGCUCCAUCGCCAUGUGUGUCGCACCUCAGCAACCUACAGAGAGGAGUCCCGUUGCCCCGU
Molecule: messenger RNA, 6321 nt
Organism: Scleropages formosus (Asian bonytongue)
Lineage: Eukaryota; Metazoa; Chordata; Actinopteri; Osteoglossiformes; Osteoglossidae
Product: thrombospondin type-1 domain-containing protein 7B-like
Exons: 28
Coding region: 1-4872 (1623 amino acids)
Biological process (GO): actin cytoskeleton organization
Cellular component (GO): plasma membrane
Source: RefSeq, a predicted model, not a curated record